This is a messenger RNA of Solenopsis invicta (red fire ant), 785 nucleotides long. RefSeq lists its product as uncharacterized. The transcript is spliced from 4 exons. Gene Ontology annotation, biological process: mitochondrial electron transport, NADH to ubiquinone. The record is from RefSeq and is a predicted model, not a curated record. Bases 152 to 661 code for a protein of 169 amino acids. NCBI's taxonomy places the organism in Eukaryota, Metazoa, Arthropoda, Insecta, Hymenoptera, Formicidae.
CCAAAAUGGCGCGAAUGAUACUUUCUAUAGUACGUGAUGUAACAGCAGCACAUAAGCAGAGCUAACCUCACCGUUAGUUUCAGUCAGUUUGGAAAUUUUGGAAGAUCGGUGUUUAUAAGAACCUGGAACUCACGUAAUUGUUGGGAGAAUCAUGGCGCGAAUACCAGAUGUCCCGGACACUAGGGCCAUGGAGGGAGAGAGACCCAUGUCCAUUGAACGUCGUAUGGGACGUGAAAGAGAACGAAUGCUAGGAAUGACAGACGAGGAGCGAGCAUGGAGGAAGAAGUGGUUGGACGCUCAGAAACUCGCGCCCGAGGAGCCGGUGAUACCAAAGGGUUAUUACGAAGAGCUACAUAACCCAAUCAGGAGAUUCUACAUGGCACCUGGAAACAAAUUCCAGAGCAUGUUGGAGCCAUAUAUGGGCCAUGUAGGAUCAUAUAUAACACGGCACUUUAUAACCAGAUCUGCAAUGGGUAUCUUUGCUAUCUAUUGCAUUUACUAUCAUCUGAAGUACAACAGAAUGAAUUGGAUGAGGAACGGUGGAUGGAAGAUCAGUGUAACUAGACCAAAAAUGUAUCCCGAUACCAAGGAUCUGAGCGCCUUAUACAAAACAAAGGGCAAUCAAUUCUACGUAAACGGUUUCGACAAGUCUCCAAUAUAAAUUUAAAAAAUGCAUUAUUUUCCUUGUAUAGUUAUUAUUUAAUUGGCAUCGUUAAACGUCACCUAAGACAAGAAACACGAUGCUAAUAAAGGUUACUAGUAAUAAAUUGUUAUCUCAAUAUUAA